GUCCCAACACGCACUACCGUCCCUACCUCCUUCACAACACCACCACGGCCUCUGCAGCACACACGCCGCCUCGCCUUACUGGCUCUUUACCAUACGCCUUUCCUCAACACCACUGGUCCCUCGUGAUGGAUCAGGCUGGACAGCAGCAACAGCAACAGGGUGGUGGUGGAGGAGGCCAAAUCUCGCGUACUGCUGGCCUUCCACUUUCUGACUUCUUGAUGCAGCUUGAGGACUAUAACCCAACGAUACCAGAUGCUGUGACCGCUUACUACUUGAAUUGUUCCGGUUUUGAAGCUGCUGAUGGUAGGCUUGUUCGCCUUAUUUCACUAGCUGCUCAAAAAUUUAUCUCCGAUAUAACUAAUGAUGCUCUGCAACACUGCAAGAUGCGAGGCUCCCAGCAGUCAAGUAGCAAGACUAAGGGUAAAGACAAGCGCUUCACACUCACCAUGGAAGAUCUAACACCUGUUCUUGCAGAGUAUGGCAUCACUGUCAAGAAGCCUCAUUACUACAUUUAAUACAGUAAAUUUAAUUUCAAGUGAAUAGAAAUUAGGAAGACAAAUUUACCAUUAAACUUUCAGACAACUUUAAACACACAAUGACCUUAAUAUUAAAUCAAAUUUGUUUGUCGGCAAGUAUUGUACACUAUACUAUGUGUAAUCUGUAAGAGGUGGUGUGUGAUUAGCAUAGGUUUUCAAAUCAAUAAAAUUUUAGUUAAAUUCUCAGAUUUUGGUUUGAACCACAUGUGGAUUUUGUAGUGAAAUUUUUAUUAAUCUUUCAGUAAAAUUGAAUAUGUAUUUUAGGAUGAUUAUUGUGCUUAAUAAAAAUAAAGUUGAACUGUA
Messenger RNA from Procambarus clarkii (red swamp crayfish), 839 nucleotides. Its product is annotated as transcription initiation factor TFIID subunit 10. Gene Ontology annotation, cellular component: SAGA complex; transcription factor TFIID complex; nucleus. NCBI's taxonomy places the organism in Eukaryota, Metazoa, Arthropoda, Malacostraca, Decapoda, Cambaridae. The record is from RefSeq and is a predicted model, not a curated record. Gene Ontology annotation, biological process: transcription initiation at RNA polymerase II promoter. Gene Ontology annotation, molecular function: promoter-specific chromatin binding; RNA polymerase II general transcription initiation factor activity.